Sipha flava (yellow sugarcane aphid) is the source of this 1243-nucleotide messenger RNA. RefSeq names its product phospholipid phosphatase 1-like. Gene Ontology annotation, biological process: phospholipid dephosphorylation; phospholipid metabolic process; signal transduction. The transcript has 6 exons. The coding region runs from base 226 to 1095 and encodes 289 amino acids. NCBI's taxonomy places the organism in Eukaryota, Metazoa, Arthropoda, Insecta, Hemiptera, Aphididae. The record is from RefSeq and is a predicted model, not a curated record. Gene Ontology annotation, molecular function: phosphatidate phosphatase activity.
CUACUAGUAACGCAUAACACAAUCGGAUGGGCCAUUCACCGGGUAACCAUUGAAUCGGACUGUCGUUGGAUAAGUAGGUUUUUCGAUUCAUGCUAUCACAUGGUGCUUAUAAUAUCAACUUGUGAAAUUAAAUAAAUACAAUUAUUUUUAACUUAAAAUAUUUCAUUAGUGUUCAUAUAAUAAUUUUAUUUUGUUUUAAAAUUUUAAAACUGUACAAUUUUUAUAAUGUUUAAGCAAAAAUAUUGGGUUUUGUUCCUCGAUUUCGCAUUACUACUUUUGGUUUCGAUUGCAUUGGUUUUAGUAGAAUUUGGAACUAUUCCACACCUACAGAGUAUCGGCUUUUUUUGCGGGGACCCAAAAAUAAACUACAAAUACAAAGGUGAUACAGUGGAGUCCCAUGUACUCGUAUUAGUUACGCUCAUAGUUCCAUACAUAACCGCAAUAAUGACUGAGUAUUUCACCAAAGAUACCAAUAAAUUCGAUUCCGGGCGGUAUGAAUGGCUUAAGGAAUCUUUGAAGUGGUACCGAAAGUUUAUAUUGGGAGUGAUAUUUGUAUUUUUUAUCACAAACGUUGGAAAAAUGUUGAUUGGUGAACCUAGACCACAUUUUUUAGAUACCUGCCAUCCCGAAGAAGCUAAAAACUGCACCAAUAAGUACAUUGACCAAUACACAUGUACGAACAAAAAAGAAAAUACAUACAACGUAAGAGAUGCUAGCAAAUCGUUUCCAUCAGGGCAUGCUUCCAUUUCAGUAUACGGAUCAAUUUCAUUGGCUUGGUAUCUACAGGAUAAAUGCAAAUCACGUUCGAUGCUGUUGAUGCCAGUCUUACAAGCGAUUUGUAUUUUCUGGGCAAUGUUCUGUUCUCUUACUCGAAUCACGGACCACAGACAUCAUUGGUGGGACGUAUUGGCCGGUUCGAUUAUCGGAAUUGUGAUUUCUACGUACAUAAACGGACUUUUCGAUAAACAAAAAACCGAUAACAAAUCGCAUUCAACCACUGAAACUUGGUCCAACGAAACUACAGACAACGGAUAUUUAACAGGAAGAUUACUAAACGUAGUUACCGAUGGUAAAAAUCCAACUCUGAAUUUAUAAUUUUCUCCUAAAAUUCAACUAUAAUCUUUAAAUAUCUACUCACUUUAUAUUUUUACACUGUACAGCUUUUUUUUUUAACGAAAAAUGAUUUGUUAAUUUUUGAACAUCAGUAUUCUCAUCGUUACCUACGUUUAAUAUAUAUAUAUAU